AUGUCGCAAGCAGGCGCAAGUUUCGACUCUUUGGUGUCUAAGGCCGAGAACAUUAUUCAUGAUUAUAAUUUAGAGCCCUGGGUUGUUCCAUGUGUCGUUGUCUCUGGCCUUGGCUUUGUGUAUGCUGUCAACAAAUACCUUACUCAACGAGCCCUUAACCACGGCAGCAAGGCGUCUUUCGACUGGAAGAGGGAAAUCAUUCUCGUCACUGGUGGAUCUGGUGGUAUCGGCGGCGCAACCGUGCAGAAGCUGGCGAGCAGGGGCACGAAGAUUGUCGUGGUAGACGUUCUACCCUUGACAUACAAGGCUCCCUCUAAUAUCCACUAUUACAAGUGCGAUUUGACGAACUACGAGCAACUUCAGAUUACAGCUGGAAAGAUCAGAGAAGAGGUCGGAGAUCCCACAGUAAUAGUUGCAAAUGCUGGCGUGUGUCGUGGCAAGCCGGUUCUCGCGGCCACUAAACGAGACAUUGAGCUGACAUUUGGAGUCAACACGAUAGGGCUCAUAUGGACUAUAAAAACUUUUCUUCCCGCCCUGGUGGCUCGAAACCAUGGACAUCUCCUCAUUGUUGCUUCGCAAACCGGACACAUGGCGACCGCGGGUGCGACCGACUACUCGGCCAGCAAGGCAGCCGCCAUCACCAUAUAUGAAGGCGUUCAUAGCGAGAUCAAGCACGUUCACAAAGCCACUGUCGUGCGCGUCUCCUGUAUAUCGCCUAGUCACGUCCAGACUAACAUGUUCACGGGCAUCAAGUCCGUGCCGGGCAUGUCGAGCAUGACAACGGGUUACCUCGCGGACAAAAUCACGGGGAUUCUCUACGGAGGGAAUGCCAGGAAUGUUUUGGUUCCCGCGACCGCAUCCGCUUCUCCUUGGGUUCGUGUGUUACCUGACUGGUUGCGAGUCUACAUGCAAGACCUUUCAUCCAGUGCGUUUACAGAGCUGAGGCCGCACGAUCCCCUGAAGGGACAGUAG
Messenger RNA from Fusarium falciforme, 972 nucleotides. RefSeq lists its product as hypothetical. Bases 1 to 972 code for a protein of 323 amino acids. The record is from RefSeq and is a predicted model, not a curated record. NCBI's taxonomy places the organism in Eukaryota, Fungi, Ascomycota, Sordariomycetes, Hypocreales, Nectriaceae. Gene Ontology annotation, molecular function: oxidoreductase activity, acting on the CH-OH group of donors, NAD or NADP as acceptor. The transcript has 4 exons.